GGAGUGUGGAUACGGUUGUCCCGGGAGUGUGGGGGGCAUUUCUCCUGGGUAGGGGGCUCACAGUGGGUCUCACCAUUGCAGCCCAGGGCUGGGACUGACCAAGAAGGACAUGAGAAGCUCUGCCCCACACUGGGAGGGCAGCGCUGGGUACCAGCCCCAGAAGAGCUGCCUCCGGCAGGGGAAUCCCCGGACCCCGUCUCUCUGUCGCCCCUGUCCCCGUUGCCAUGGCAAUAUAAGGAUUUGUCAUUAAUAACAGUUGCGUGGGAGCUGCUGGCCGGGUGGGCAGUGCUCUGAGGGCUGCGGAGGCUGAGCCCUCCCCACACCCCAGCCAGGGACAGAGCCCGCCGAGGGCCAGGCAGAGGAUUUACCCAGCACUACCUGCUCGGUGGCAUGGCCACACCGGCAGCCCUGGGACGGGCACAGGGGCUGGCAGGAAUGUGUCACCUGUGCUGAGCGCUACAGCCCGUGCUGUGGGGACACCGGUGCCGGCCGGGGCUGCCCGUGGUGGGGCUGGCUCAGGCACCCCAUGGCUCCCGAAGGAGGGCAGAGAGCGCUGGGCUGUGCCAGCCAGAGCCCCCAGCCCCAGCAGCGUGGCCGUGGGGCACAGCUGAGCAGCUGAGGGACAAGGAGGCGGCUCUGGUAGCAGGCAUGGGGCCGAGCUGUUCCCGGGACAGUAGGACACCCUCGGGACAGCUUUUCCGGGGACAGCAAAAUACACUCCCAGCCGGCCCCUCCUGGAUCAACCCCCGGGAUCCCGGGCCCACCGCUUUUCCCUGCCGCGGGGGUGGAGGAGGUUGCAGGGAGUCCCCGGCUGCCGCUAGCGCCGGGGACAAAGCCGGGUCCCCUCCGGCCCGUGACGGCCGCGGGGCGGGGGCCGGGGCCGGCUCCCACCGGGGCGGGUGGGGGCGGUGCCGACGGGAACCGCCCGCCUCCUCUUCCGAGCGGCCCACCCAGCCCGGGGCACCGGCGGGGCUGGGGGCUGGAGCGGAUCGCUGCGGCUGGGUCUGCAGCGCCCGGGCGGCUUCGCGGCCGCGGCGGAGCCCCGCGGCUCGGUCCGGGAUGGCGGCGCGGCCGGUGCUGCCGGUGCUGGCGGCGCUGCUGCUCUCGGCGGCUCCGGAGCCCGUCCCGCGGGUCAGCCUGCCCUACGACUCGGCCGAGAGAGUAGUGCGGCGCUUUGAGGCACCUGGUGUGUCCAACUACACGGCCCUCCUGCUGAGCCCGGACGGUGGGACCCUCUACCUGGGGGCACGAGAGCUGCUCCUCACCCUCAACACCAGCAACUUUCAGCCCAGCUCCCCUGUUCGUAGGCUGCUGUGGAGUGCAGAUGAGGAGAAGAAGAGGCAGUGUGUGUUCAAAGGCAAGGACCCCCAGAGGGACUGUCACAACUACAUCAAGCUGCUGCUGCAGCUGAACAGCACCCACCUGUACACCUGUGGGACCUGCGCCUUCAGCCCAGCCUGCGCCUACAUCAACGUGCAGCACUUCAGCCUGGAGCGGGACUCGUCAGGGAAGGUGGUGUUGGAGGACGGGAAGGGACGCUGCCCCUUUGACCCUGAGUACCGCUCCACAGCUGUCAUGGUCGACGGCGAGCUCUACGCCGGGACCGUCAGCAACUUCCAGGGCAAUGAGCCGACCAUCUCCCGCAGCCAGGAGAGCCGCAUCGCCCUCAAGACCGAGAACUCCCUCAACUGGCUGCAAGAUCCAGCGUUCGUGGGCUCAGCCUACCUGCGGGAGAGCCUCCCUGCCGGCAACCCUGAGGGUGACGACGACAAGGUCUACUUCUUCUUCAGUGAGACCGGGAAGGAGUUUGACUAUUUUGAGAACACCAUCGUCUCCCGCAUCGCACGUGUGUGCAAGGGGGACCAGGGCGGGGAGCGUGUGCUGCAGCGGCGCUGGACGACCUUCCUGAAGGCACAGCUGCUCUGCUCACACCCUGAGGAUGGGUUCCCCUUCAACGUGCUGCAGGACAUCUUUGUGCUCACCCCGGGUGAGCUGCGCUGGAGGGAGACGCUCUUCUACGGCGUCUUCACCUCACAGUGGAACAAGGGUGGACUGGGCAGCUCGGCCGUCUGCGCCUUCCCCAUGCGCAGCGUGCAGCGUGCCUUCGGCGGGCUCUACAAGGAGGUGAACCGCGAGACGCAGCAGUGGUACACGGACACCAGCCCUGUGCCAGAGCCCCGGCCAGGCAUGUGCAUCACCAGCCGCACACGGCACCUGAGGAUCAAUUCGUCACUGCAGAUGCCAGAUCGGGUGCUGAACUUUAUCAAGGAUCACUUCCUGAUGGACAGCCCGGUGCGCAGCCAGCCUCUGCUGCUGCAGAGCCACCGGCGCUACCAGCGCAUCGGCGUGCACCGCGCGCAGGGCCUGCACGCCACCUACGACGUCCUCUUCCUGGGCACGGACGACGGGCGGCUGCACAAGGCUGUGCGGGUGAACCACGGUGUGCACAUCAUUGAGGAGAUCCGCCUCUUCCCCGACGGGCAGCCCAUUCUCCAGCUGCUGUUGGACCAGGACCAGGCAGGAGCCAGGGGCCUCGUCUACGCAGCCACCUACACAGCAGUGGCCCAGGUGCCCUUUGCCAACUGCAGCCUGUACCGCAGCUGUGGGGAGUGUGUGCUGGCACGGGACCCCUUCUGCGCCUGGAGCCGGGGUGCCUGCCGCAGGGUCACCCCGCAUCCCCCGGCACACCCACAGCUCUGGGUGCAGGACAUCGAGGAUGCUGACACGGAGCGGCUCUGCCAGCUGGCCAACGCCUCCCAGCCCCGUCCCCGCAUCCUCCUGCCCCCAGCCUCAGGCACCCCGUGCCAGCAGAUCCAGCUACCUCCCAACGCGGUGCGGCCGCUGCCGUGCCGGCUGCUCUCCAACCUGGCCUCACGGCACUGGCUGCACAACGGGGCACCUGUCAACGCCUCCUACCUGGUGCUGCCCGACGGGGCCCUCAUCCUGGUGGGCAGCCCAGAGCGCACAGGCACCUAUGAGUGCUGGUCACUGGAGGAGGGAUUCCGCAAGCUGAUGGCCAGCUACUGCGUGGGCAUGCAAGAGCCAGCCCUUGGGCCAGCAAACUCUGGCAGGAAGGUGGCUGCUGGCCAUGACACCCUGGAGACGGUCAGCACAUCCCGGAGCACCUCAGCGGUGGGCAGUGCUGCGGCACGACUGGACGGCAAGACCUACUGGACCGAGUUCCUGGUGAUGUGUGUGCUCUUUGCUGCUGCCGUCCUCGUGCUGGCCUUCUUUGUCCUGCACCGGCACCGUGACGGCAUGAAGGCCCUGCUGGAGCCCGGUGACCCCAGCAGGCACCAGAAGCCACCCCGCAAGCCAGUGGAGAGCCUGCCCCUGAAUGGCAGCAGCCUGCCCAGCACGGCUCCUGAGCACAAGGGCUACCAGGCCCUGCAGGACAACUACAUUGUCAGUACCCCCGUGCAUGAGCCCCCAGGACCCCCACGCACCUUCUCUGAGUCAGAGAAGAGGCCUCUCCACGUCCGUGACAGCUUUGUGGAGGUGUCUCCUGCCUGCCAAAGACCGCGGGUGCGCCUGGGCUCCGAGAUCCAGGACUCGGUGGUGUGACGGGGAUGAGAGCCAAGCCCUCACCCACGACUGCCUCUGCUCUGCUGAGCCUUGCUGGACCGUGCGCCGCUGCCAGGGUCCGUGUUGUCUGUGUGUGCAUGCCCAGAGCCUGGCACCCACACUCGGCGGCAGCACCCACCGGCCAGCGGGGUCUAAACCCUCACGGGCUCCCUGGGCAUCACCUUGGUACUUGUGAGGGGUGCCACCUGCCUUCCAGGGACCUGCUGCAGGGAUAGAGCUGGGACAGUUCCAGCCCAGCGUCCCUGCUGCAGGGGUAGACACGGUUCCUGGCUCAGGCUGCUGGCGGUGCCGGCUCUGCCAGGCCCUGACCCCCUCUAUGCAGAGGGCAGGAGGGGGCGGCCGCAGACCCCUCGUGCCCCAGCUCACUGUGACGUCCCGCUGUGGGACCCAGGGCCACGCGCGCGGCUGGGCAGCGCCAGCCUGCGGCAUGUGCUGUGUGUCUGUGCUUGGUUCGUUUUUAAUAUGUGGAAAAUGUGAAUUGUGUCCGGGAAAGGGGAGCUGGGAACAGCUUCCCCUGCGCUGGGUGGGCAGGGACACCCCCGCGGCCCCACGUGCGUGUGCAGAAACGUCAGUUGUUUUUAUAUAAAGUCCUUCAGACACGUG
This is a messenger RNA of Poecile atricapillus (Black-capped chickadee), 4188 nucleotides long. It is a transcript of the gene SEMA4B, whose product is annotated as semaphorin 4B. NCBI's taxonomy places the organism in Eukaryota, Metazoa, Chordata, Aves, Passeriformes, Paridae. The transcript has 15 exons. The coding region runs from base 649 to 3564 and encodes 971 amino acids. Gene Ontology annotation, molecular function: chemorepellent activity; semaphorin receptor binding. The record is from RefSeq and is a predicted model, not a curated record. Gene Ontology annotation, biological process: semaphorin-plexin signaling pathway; neural crest cell migration; negative chemotaxis.